Marmota flaviventris (yellow-bellied marmot) is the source of this 2420-nucleotide messenger RNA. NCBI's taxonomy places the organism in Eukaryota, Metazoa, Chordata, Mammalia, Rodentia, Sciuridae. The record is from RefSeq and is a predicted model, not a curated record.
GCCCUUCUGUGGUGGGCUUGGUCUCCACCCCAGGGAUGGCCAAGCUGCUGGACGAGGCUCCCCUGGUCCUGGAGCCUGAGAAGCAGGUGGCUCCCCAUGGGACACACAAGGACUUGCUGCCCACAGUCUCAUCUGUCCUGCUCUCAGAUGUCAUCUCAGCCUUUUUGAGCAGCAACGACACCACGAACCUCAGCUCAUCAGUUACCUUCACCUUCUCCCAUCCUCCAGUGACCCUUGCACCAAGGCACAAGGUGCUCUGUGUCUUCUGGGACCACAGCCAGAAUGGGAGUCACUGGACCACUGCAGGCUGCAGGACAGUGAGCACUGGAGGUGGCAGAACCACCUGCCACUGUACCCACCUCAGCAGCUUUGCUGUCCUCAUGGUCCACUACAAUGUGCAGGACGACGACCCCGUGCUGAGCCUCAUCACCUGCGUGGGGCUGGGCGUGUCGCUGCUGUGCCUGGUCCUGGCCGCCCUCACCUUCCUCCUGUGCAGAGCCAUCCAGAACACCAGCACCUCCCUGCACCUGCAGCUCUCGCUCUGCCUCCUGCUGGCCCACCUGCUGUUCCUCACGGCCAUCGACAGAACCCAGCCCAAGGUGCUCUGUGCGGUCACCGCGGGCGCCCUGCACUACCUCUACCUGGCCUCCUUCACCUGGAUGUUGCUGGAGGGGCUGUUUCUCUUCCUCACCGCUAGGAACCUGACUGUGCUCAGUUCCUCCAGCAGAAACAGGCUCGUGAAGAGGCUCAUGUUCCCUGUGGGCUACGGGGUCCCGGCCGCCAUCGUGGCCGUGUCUGCAGCAACCAGACCUCACCUGUAUGGCACCCCUGCUCGAUGCUGGCUCCACACAGAAAAGGGGUUUAUAUGGGGCUUCCUAGGACCCGCCUGUGCCAUCUCUUCUGUCAAUAUGGUUUUCUUCCUGAUGACCCUCUGGAUUGUGAAGAGCAAGCUGUCCUCCAUCAACAGAGAUGUAUCUACCCUCCAGAACACGAGGGUGCUGACAUUUAAAGCAAUGGCUCAUCUCUUCAUCUUGGGCUGCACCUGGUGUCUGGGUGUCCUGCAGGUGGGCUCCCUGGGCCCCGUCAUGGCCUACCUCUUCACCAUCAUCAACAGCCUGCAGGGCGUCUUCAUCUUCCUGGUGUACUGCCUCCUCAGUCAGCAGGUCCAGGAGCAGUACAGGACAUGGCUCAAGAGGAUCAGGAAAUGGACAACUGAAUCUGAGUCCUAUACUCUCUCUACCAAGGUUGUGUCUGAUGCCUCCAGACCCAGCACGACUGAUUAAAAAGACCAUCUGAGCUACAGCCUCCUUCCCCAUGGAAAAUCUGAACCUCCAAUGGGUUACUUUUUAGCCAUUAGGAAAGGACAAAGACUCUGUGCUGUGUGUUUCAAGAAAUUCAUGGUGUUGGCCAUGUGAAGGGAUUCUUGGAGGACAUGAUCAACAUUCAACUCUUGCAGAACCUGAAAUCUGUCCAUGCCCAACAUGGUGCUGAGCAAACUCAACAUCCAGAUGCCAUCUGCAGCCCAAUUCCUCAGUUUCUCUGUUAAAUGUUCUUCUACUGCCCCCCUUCCUAUGAGACCUCUUCAAUGCAAAAAUUCUAGAAGCAAGAAAACCAGCCUCCCAGGAUGCUCACAUCCACAGCAUUUAAAAGGACUUGAAUGUGCUUUAAAUUUUUAACAAAAAAAGGAAGAAAAGAAAACAUAAAAGGUUUGUAUGGAAAUAUUAUGGUGUCUGCAAGGAAGAUGGCAUGCCCUAUGUGGGAUUUGGACUUUUCAGGGUGUGGAAGGCUCCCAAGAAUGCCAUAUGCUUAAAUCUUUCAUAGUGCUGAAGUCAUGGCCAAAUUGCCAAGAAAAUAGAUCCCUGGAUAAUGUCAUGACAGUUGUGUUAGUGAAAUCAGGAGGAGGAGAUAAGACUGAGCAGACAGGGAGAUGGGCCUGGGUCACUUCCUGGGCAGUGAGUACAAAUAGCACCUGCAGAUAUUUGCUAAGAAACGUACAAAAAGUCUAUUUUUUCAGUCAGGACAUAUGUAACUGUGGUCCGUGCCUCUCCACGGAAGAAAAAAUGCCUGAUGGACAUUUUGAAUAGACUGAAGGCUGCAUGGACACUGCGUGCCAUGCCCAGGAGUGGGCAGGGGGUUGACUUCCUUAAACCUCUAGAUCUAUAUAAACCCCUAGACAAUAGCCACACUUCAGUGUCCCUCUCUGGGACCCCUCCCUCUUGGGGAGCUCUGCUUUCUAUUACCCUAAUAAAUCCUGUUACUUUGCUCUCACUCUUUUGUCCAUAGAAGUUCAUUCUUUAAAUUUUUGAGAGAAAGAACCCAACCCCACGCUCUAUGCUACAUUAGUAAUAAUCUUGUUUUCUUUCCAAAAAUAAUUUAAAUCAGAAUUUUUGCCUUAAAUAAAAUCCAUUAAAUAUUUUCAU